GGUGUAAACAGAGGAGCAGGGCGACAUGGAGACGAGAGGUCACACGCUCGGAUCCUGAUCUCCAGCGGACUCGAACCUGAACACACGGACAUGGCCAGCUCCGUGGUGGCAGCGGGACUGGCUCUGGCAGCUGCUGGGUUUGUCGGCCGUUAUGCGAUGCAGGCCAUGAAGCAGAUGGAGCCUCAGAUGAAACAAGCUAUUCAGAGCUUCCCCACAUCGGCUUUUGGAGGAGGGUUCUACAGAGGAGGGUUUGAACCAAAGAUGAACAAGAGAGAAGCUGCCCUGGUUCUAGGCGUCAGUCCAACGGCCAAUAAAAUGAAGAUCAGAGAAGCCCACAGAAAAUUGAUGAUCCUGAACCAUCCAGAUCGAGGCGGAUCUCCAUACCUCGCAGCAAAGAUAAAUGAAGCCAAGGAUCUGAUGGAUGGACAGAUGAAGAAAUAGAGAUGAAGAUGCUGGUCUGACAUUUAUGUGAUUUCACUCUGCUCCUGAUCUGGAGCUGACUGAGUGAUUAACACUUUUCUAACUGAUUGUUCUCAAAUAAAAUCACACUGUACAAAUUGUCA
Messenger RNA from Limanda limanda (common dab), 563 nucleotides. It is a transcript of the gene dnajc19, whose product is annotated as DnaJ (Hsp40) homolog, subfamily C, member 19. The transcript has 6 exons. Gene Ontology annotation, molecular function: ATPase activator activity. Lineage: Eukaryota; Metazoa; Chordata; Actinopteri; Pleuronectiformes; Pleuronectidae. Bases 91 to 441 code for a protein of 116 amino acids. Gene Ontology annotation, biological process: protein import into mitochondrial matrix. Gene Ontology annotation, cellular component: PAM complex, Tim23 associated import motor. The record is from RefSeq and is a predicted model, not a curated record.